Molecule: messenger RNA, 543 nt
Organism: Colletotrichum costaricense
Lineage: Eukaryota; Fungi; Ascomycota; Sordariomycetes; Glomerellales; Glomerellaceae
Exons: 1
Coding region: 1-543 (180 amino acids)
Source: RefSeq, a predicted model, not a curated record
AUGUUAGGCAUCGGCAAAACGAACAAGUGUAUCCCUUUUAAUGCUCCCUUGUGUAUCUGUAUCCGUAGCCUGCAAGAUCCUUGUCCAUCCGAGCGCUGCUCCCGAGUCCAGCUCGACACCAGCUCGACCAGGUUUUCUGCCGUUCAGCUUCCCACAUCCCUUUUCUCGCCCGUUGAGCGUUUUAUGUUAUUUGCAGAAAGAAAGAAAAAGCCAAAAACCCACCAACGCAGCACGCACGACACACCGCUGAUCGUCGAAGAGAGCACAUCCGACGGCGUACUUACUGUACCUAGGUAUCCUAUCUGCAGAGAGGCAAGGAAAGGUACGGCGCCCCCCCCCCCCCAUGUCUCUCUUCUUGGAGACCUGUGCGGCGUGCCCUGGCUGGCUGGGAAAGCGGGCGUCCGGCGCGUGGCUUGUCGAUCGUGGUGGUGUCAGUUGUUGGUUGUGGUGGUCCGGAAGUUGAUUCCGUGGGACCCGGGGACGCUGUAUUAUUGCUUUUUCGAGUGCUCCUACGGUUCGUUGUCGUCAAGGACUGCUGUGUAG